AUCCUGCCAUAUUGUUUUUGUAGUGGAAUGGUUGUCGGUCACUGAACAAUUUUAUUACGUUCUACCUUAUUAUUUGCCUCGAAGCUACAUUAAACAGUUUAUCAUUAUUAUGCGUUAACCCUCCUUACUAUGGAUGUGCUUUAUUUUUAUAAUUUUCGUCCCUAAAUUAUUUGUGGAUUCAAUAUGGGGAGACAAGUAAUUUCAUUUAUUUUAUUGUUUCUGUUUCAAUAUGUUUCUGGACAGCAUUAUCAGCUUUGCGAGAAUAAUACGAAGAUAACCCGUAGUUGUACAACACAGAUAUUGGGUGAAGAUUAUUCAGACGAUAAUACAUGUAAAGUAGAAUACAUUCCACCAAAUAGUUCUGACUGUACAGACAACUUUGGACCCAUUUCUUCGAACUCCCAUAUUGGUGGAGUUAGCCUCAAGCCCUACAUAUUACCAAUAGUUCAUCGUGACAACAGGACUUACUAUUCUGUCAAUUAUACUGUCCUUAAUAUUACAUUUAGUAAUAUAAAAUGGAAAACAAUGAAAUUCCGAUUUCAAAAAUUCAUGAACGUAGAAAGUCACUGCAGAAAUAUUGUCAUUUCAAAUGAUGUCACCAUCAACGAACAAUCAAUGCUCUACUAUGACUGCUAUUGGUCUCUUACCGAUGGUGAUUAUAAUGGUCAAAGUCAUAUACUUGAUUUUGAGGCAACCGAUGAUGUAGUGGUCAACAGAGGGCGAUAUAACUUCAACAUACCAUCUGCCGCAAUGUUAAGUCCAACAAUAAGUGAAAACGAUUGGAAGCCAUUUGUAUACAUAGAAAUACUAACUACCUCUAUGAAGUUACACAUAAUGCCACCUCCGGCUCAGUUAAAGAUAACGGCAUAUCAAAUUGAAGUUAUGAAAGAGUGUAGCAAAGGGACUCAGUGUAAAGAAACAGUUAAAAGCACAACGAUCAAGUUAAAAAAUAACACCCAAGAAGUAUCAUAUGACUACAGUUUAUUAAUUAGUGCUGGAACAUAUUACUUUGUUGUUACCCCGAUACAUGAAAAAUGUAAGAGAGAACAAGUUAAAUGCCAGUCUGUCGAGAGUCCGAGGAUAAUUAUCAGUAGCGAAGUUCAUCAGAAAUUAAACAUCUGUAUUGCUAGCAUCACAGCUCUGGUGGUGGCGACCUUGUUUGCAUACUAUAUUGUCCUUCGUGUGAUCCGUCGUUAUUGGUGCAAGGAGUAUGGAGAGAAAAUUCCACCUCCUCCAAAAGUUCUAGUAAUCUACUCGCCAGCAAACCGCCUCCAUGCCGAAUGUGUGGCUUCAUUUGUUGCUUACCUCCGGGCUGAGUAUGGCUUUGAUGUGAUGUACGAUGGAGAUAUCUCCAAAACAUCUCACAGUGAUCCGGUUAUAUGGGCGGAUGAAGCACUCGAACUUGCUACUCAUGUAAUAUACAUUGUUGGUCCAGCGGAAAACACAAAUCUUUACAACAACAUCUAUGACAAACCCAUUAUAGCGCACAAGGACGUUGACAUUAUCCUUUUAAACCACCUAAAAGGCGCCAGAGUCUCCAGCUGCUUAAAAGUCAUCAAUGUCUUCUUUGAACAUUCCAAUGGCCGAGUACCGAAUGAAACAAAACAUGAUAAACCAUUCUUCUUGCUUAAGGAUUGGCAGAAAUUAAUUGCGUACUUGUCAAAGAAUUUGCUACCCAAGAAACAGAUAAUGCGGACAGAGAAAGGACGAUGUUUUCUGGAAGACUUAACAAGGGCCAAAGAGUUGCUUAAUGGAAGAAAUGAUGAUGUUAUAAUCAGAUGUGAAAAGAAUUUACUGGAGAAGAAGGUUCUAUUGUAAUUGAGAUUACAAGGAAAUAUCUUUGUUAUUUCAAAAUGAAUAAGUGUUAUAAUAGCAUUAAAUAUUUUGUUAAUAAAUGUAAAUUAAUCAGUUUUUAGAAGUAAUAAUUGUUUGUUCAUGAAAAUAAUAUCAAGUGUUUCAGAAGAAACUUAAGAUAGCAAAAUGAUUCACUAUUUCAAAGCAUUUCUUCUAUUUAAAUGGAUUCCUUUGUAGUGAAACUUAUUGAAAUAAAUUUUAUAUUAUGAGGAAGUCAUUGUUGAAGACUUGUGUUUGUGAAUAAAUGUGAAUAAUUUUAAGGAAUUACAAAGUGUAAUUUGAACAAGGAAGCGAUUUUAGAAGUGAGAACCACUUUGAUUUCGCAAUGCACAAGUUAUCACUUUUCAUGGUAUUGUUAAUAAAAUGUUGUCUAUUUUUAUUGAUAUGUAAUAAUUUGAUAUAAACAUAUUCAAUGUAAGGAUAAAAUGUUUAGUCUAUGAUUAUAAUAUUUUUCUAUGUAUCUCGAUCACAUAAAUAUUAUAUUGUAAUUCGAGAAUAUUUUUGUGGUUAUAUAUAAUCGUUAUGCCUACCCUUAGUUAUUUAAUAUAGACACAUAAGCCACGCCUCCAAAUAUAUAAUUAAGUUUUUUCCACCUACAGUUUAUGCAUGUAAUUUUUUUUUUCUUUGACUCGUUGCAUUUUGUCUAGUCAAUGUUGUGCUAGAGAUGUAAUUCUAAUUUUAUAUAGGCAUACAGAUUAAGACAAUUUAUGGCAACCCUGUCGAUUACAAAUUUUAUUUAUUAUAAUUAACAUUAAACAGAAAGAUUAACUGAUUUUUCAUCACAUAUGUAAUAUUUUUGUUAAUCUUUAUAACAAAGAUGUUUUAUGAGCAGACAUUCUUUCGUUUUUAUAAGUAUGUGUGCUUGAAAUGAAAUAAUAUAUAUAAGGGGUGGUGUGGUUUAUACGCCCCGUUACUUGUAUUACUUAUAUUAUGAAAGUAUAUUAAUAUUUAUAUAAUCUGUUGUCUUAUUGUAAGUAUUUCGAACAAAAUGUUAACAUAUCUUGGCACUCUUUUUAUAUAAUAUUUUCAUACUAUUUCUACUUCCAAAUGCAGGUCCUAGCUUUUAGCUUUUGCAUAGUCCAAAGACAUGAAAAUCGUUCAUUAAAAUAAACCUAUGGCUUUCCUUUCAUUAAUAAUCAUUUAAAAAUUAUUAGAUGUUAUGAUUAAGAAGUUUAAUAAAUCUUUUAUGUGUAGAAUAAUUUCCUUGCUUUAAAUUGGUGUACUUGAUAAUUUAGUGCCAUAGGACUUUCAUUGAAUGUAUGUAAAGUAUUUUUAUGAAGGGAAUUUCGGCUGCUUCAUUUGUGAUAAGGUUGCAAAAAGUUAUUUAAAGAUAUAUGCUUAAAGAAAUAUUAUGUAAGCAUUAUUAAAUCACUAUCACAUUUAAUGUUACAUUAAUUUGACAUUGAAGGAGUCUUGAAAUUAUAUUUGUGUAUAUGUUUGUAUUGUAAUGACACGGCCACUGUUGGUGUCCAUAACUCUCAUACGUACCUACAUGUAUCGUUGAUCUCAAUUCCAAACUGUUGGAGUGAAUGUGUUCUAUCAUUAUACAGGACUUUUAAGCUCAAUAUAUACUUUGUGAUGUAUUUUUGUAAAUAAAAUCUUAAAUAU
Molecule: messenger RNA, 3462 nt
Organism: Nymphalis io (European peacock)
Lineage: Eukaryota; Metazoa; Arthropoda; Insecta; Lepidoptera; Nymphalidae
Exons: 6
Coding region: 184-1818 (544 amino acids)
Source: RefSeq, a predicted model, not a curated record